This is a messenger RNA of Vespula vulgaris, 3867 nucleotides long. Its product is annotated as RNA-binding protein with serine-rich domain 1-B-like. Gene Ontology annotation, cellular component: cytoplasm; ASAP complex; nucleoplasm. The record is from RefSeq and is a predicted model, not a curated record. Gene Ontology annotation, biological process: mRNA splicing, via spliceosome. Bases 308 to 1288 code for a protein of 326 amino acids. NCBI's taxonomy places the organism in Eukaryota, Metazoa, Arthropoda, Insecta, Hymenoptera, Vespidae. The transcript has 5 exons. Gene Ontology annotation, molecular function: RNA binding.
AUGUAAUGCUUAAUAUUAUAACGAAAUAAUUAUUAGCUUCGGUAUACUUUUAAUAUCAGUAUUCUAAUCGAAUUAUUUUCAUUUGAUAACAACGUAAUGUGACAUAUUAAAGAGAAAUUUUAUUUUUUCUGUGAAAUUCGAUUGCUUCGUAUUCGUUGCUAGUUUAAUAAAACACAUGGACGCGGCCUUGGUUUAGCGCCGCCAUUCGCCAUUGUUGGUUCUAGCAAAAAGAGUUUACAAUAUACUUUUGUAGGAAGAAGUAUUCUUUUGGGCUAAAAGUACUUUGUGGAUUUAAUCGAAGAUAAAUAUGGCUCGUAGCCGGAAAGAUAGUACGGGUAAAAGCGAUUCCGAAGCUACGGACAAGGAAAGUAAAAGGGAAAGAGGUAGAGAAAGAGAAAGAAAAAAACGUGCUGCUUCUUCUUCAAGCAGUGGUAGCAGUUCAUCGGACAGUAGUUCCGGAUCAUCCAGUUCCAGCAGCGGUAGUAGCUCUAGAUCGAGCUCUUCCUCUAGUACUUCUUCCAGUACUUCUGGAAGUUCUUCCGGAAGUUCUAGAGAUAGAGGACGUAAAAGAAGUCGGAGUAAGAGCAUUGAUGCUUCUAGAAGACAUGAUAAUAAAGAAAAGGAAAGAGAAAAAGAUAGGGAUAGAGAAAGGGAAAGAGACCGAGAUAGGGAUAGAGAAAGAGAUAGAGAUAAGGAUAAAAAGAAAAGUAGUAAUUCCGUCGUCGAUAAGCCUAAACCUAAAGGACGUUCCAGAUCUCCUUCUCCACGUCGUAAACGUAGAGAACGUUCUCCUAUUCCAAGACCAACAAAGAUACAUAUUGGACAUUUAACAAGAAACGUUACUAAGGAACAUAUUAUGGAAAUAUUUUCAGCAUAUGGUCAAAUCAAAAUGGUUGACUUUGCUAUGGAUAAACUUCAUCCAAAUCAAGGACGUGGAUUCGCUUAUGUCGAAUUUGAAACAGCUGAUGAAGCUGAAAAUGCUAUGAAACAUAUGGAUGGUGGACAAAUCGAUGGACAAGAAAUUACAGCUGCUCCUGUAUUAUUACCGAAACCGAGACCAAUACCAAUGCGUAGAAUGUCACCAGUUAUGGGAAGACGUGUACCAUUACGAUGGGGUGGAGGUAGAAAUACUCCUCCACGUUAUCGUAGACGCUCGCCACCAAUGAAUCGACGUAGAAGUCCACGCCCACCUAGACGUAGACCUAGAAGUCGUUCCCGUAGUCCACAAAAUAACCCACGUCAUCGACAUCGUCGAUAUACAAGAUCCAGUUCAAGCAGCUCCCGAUAACACUUUCUUGUGUAUACAAAAGUUACGAACUGAAUUUGACUGAAGAUGAUUUAUCGGAUUGGUCACUUUGAUAUAAUAUAAAAAAAAAAAAAAAAAAACACGAGAGAAAAAGAAAAAAAAAGUUAACAUCUACGAUGAAUUGUGCAUACAGAGUACUCAUAGGUAUAUGUAUUUGCAAUCAUCAAACUUUGCACGUAACGAGAAUCGUAAAAAUAAUUUUAUGUUUUAUCGAAUAGUUACACACAUCGCGUUACUUUCUGAAAUAUACUGAUUUCUCACAUGAUCAAUGUAUUUAGCACUUCAUUGGUACCUGAGGACUAUAUUCGUGAAGUAAUUACACGAAAAGUUAUUCUCAUUCGUACAUAGUUAGAAAAAUAUCAAACUUAUCACAAUCGCUAUCGGUAUAUCUUGUAAUCAAUAUAGUAUUAAUUUCAAAUAUAACAAUUGAAACAUAUGUCAUAUUGAUAGAAUCCCAGUGCCAAUGCCAGUGCUCUUUUUUUUUUCUCUCUCUCUUUUUUGUUUUGUUUGCUCGCAAGAUUUUCAAAGCAAAUAUUGUAUACUCAAAUCGUGAAGCAAAAGAUGAAUAUUUUAUAAAAAGAAAAAGAAAAAAAAAAGAGAAGACAAGCAGAAUUGUUGACUAAAUUAAAAGUAUGAACAUAUAGCAUACAUCAUUUUUCUUCACAAAUAUUCAAAUAUUCUAAUAUUGACGAUAUGCUUAAAUCUUUUUCUUUUUUUUUUUUCUUUUUUUUUUCUCUUUCUUUCAAAUCAAUGUAUUUUCAGAAAUGACGUAGCUUACGGAUUAGAUUAUAAAUUUUCUAAUGGUUGUGUCUGUCUAAGCGUAUAUUCUUGUCCAUCACCUGUCUAUACUCCAUUAGAUUAGAGGAAUUUAUUUAUUGGAACACUGGCACACAGCACGCGUUAUAAAAAGUGAUUGGAAUCCAUCUUGCAUUGUUUGAGAAUAUUGGUAAUUUGAUAUAUCCAGAAAAGAAUAAAAAUAAAUUAAAAAAAUAAAAAAACCGAAGAAAAGAAAAGAAAAAUUAAUGAAAAAGUAAAAAACCUGAUCGUUCAAUAAAUGUUUUUAUAAACUUAGAUCCAUAGCGGGUGUUAUAAUGCCUUUCUUGAAUUUUCUCUCUGUAUGUAUCACACCUGUGCGUAAAUUAAUGUUUAAAUCGCGCACAAAAUUUCUAUAGUUUGUGAAUUAUGUUUAAUUUAGGAUUGAUCGAUUGAUGAUAUUAAUGAUGAUGAUGAUGAUGAUGAUGAUGAUGAUGAUGAUGACGACGAUGAUUAUGAUGAUGAUGAUACUGAAAAGAUACACAGAUUUGAUAGAAACUAUGAUUAUUAGACCCUUUUACAAAGAAUCAAUUUUUAGAAAAAACCUAUUCACACAAAAAUCCUUUCUUUUUAUAUACUUCGUGGUAUCUACAAGAGAACAGAAACUCAUUGCAUCUCACACAUCUGAUGUAAAAUUAUCUACAUAUUUCUUUUUCUUCUUUUAUAUUGCGCGUGGUCGUUUAAUUAUCAAUAAUGUACACUUUUAUACGUGAAAACUUUACAAUAGAAACGAAGUGCUCCUGCUUUUUAUUAUUAUUAUUAUUUUUUUUUUUUCAAUACUUUUACCGUUCAAAAAGUAAAAAGUUUUCUUUUUUCUUUUUUUCCUUAUUAUUAGUAUUAUUAUUAUUUUUUUUUUUACUUUUACUUUAUCAUUAUUUUAUUUUUUUAUUUUUAUAUUUUUUUUCUAAGAAGAACCGGUAUGUGUUUAUCAUCGAAUAUAUCAAAAAAUUGUUCAUGGCACAAAUAUACGUAUAUAUAUAUAUAUAUAUAUAUAUAUAUAUAUAUAUAUUUGUUUCAAAAUGUUGUCUGGUAAUAAAAGAAAUUGAAAAUAGUUGGGGACCUGGAUUGUAAAAAUAUUUGUGUGGGAGGGAGUGGAUGGAGAUUUAGAGAAAAUGACAAUAAAAUAAAUACGUACGUUCCAGAAUUAAAAUAAUAUAUAGAAAGAGAGAGAGAGAGAGAGAAAUAGAAAUAGAAAUAGAAAUAGAGAUAGAAAUAGAGACCACCAGUUUUCUAUAGAAAGGGAAUUAUACCGCAUAUCCUAAUGGUGUUAUGAGAACUUAAAAAAAACAAAAAAAAGAAAGAAAAAAGAUUAAAAGAUCCGCACACAGUAUAAAAAAUAUUUCUGCGCUAAAGCACUUUGGCACGGAUAAAUUAUGUACGUUCAUACAGAUAUCAAAAUUGAUCUAUUUCAUAGAUAGAUCCUGUGAUAUUUGACGUCAAUGAUCGUAUACUCUUUUCUGUUUCCUUUUUUUCUUUUUUUCUUCUUCUAUCAUUACUUAUUGUUAUUGUUGCAUUUGUGAAGAGUGGUAACACGAUUUUCUUCUGAAUUUUUUUUUUCUUUACUUUACUUUUUUGUCUGAAGAAUUCAUUGGAUUUAUAUUUUGGUCGUAUCGAUUAAAAAAUACACAUGGAACAUAUUGUUAUAGUUUUAACGAGUUCUUCUUCGUAUCACAGGAGAUAAAAAAAAAAGAGAAAAAAAAAACGUGGGAGAAUACGUGCUAAUAAUUGGUACGCGCGGUCGACGAAAA